CUACCAAUCGCUUCACUUCAUCAGGGUAGCACCACGGUCAAUGUCGAUCCUCAUUUAGAGACCACACAACCUUACGACUUCAAAUAUAUUGAAAAGACUGUUUAUGAACUAUCUGAAAGAGAUGAUAUUUUAGGCAGAGAUGUCAAGACCGCCUUGAAAGUGAUAGAAGAAGCAUAUACAAAUUAUGGCAUUAUCAUUUAAUGGAGGCAAGGAUUGCACAGUGUUAUUACAUUUAGUAGCAGCCGUGGUAUCAAAGUUAAAUUUACAUCGUGAUAAUGGACAGCGAAUCCGUACAGUGUUUGUCACCUAUCCAAAUCCAUUUCCUCAUGUCGAUGCGUUUGUUAAAGUGUGUAUACAGCGAUAUAAACUGGAAUGUGUUUAUAUACCAGGGCCAAUGAAGAAUGCAUUGCAGCAAUAUUUAGAUGGAUCGAAACACCCCACAGAAGCAAUAUUUGUAGGCAUUCGUAGAACGGAUCCUUAUGCUCAACACUUGACACAUUUCGAUCAAACGGACAAAGGAUGGCCUGACUUCAUGCGAGUACAUCCUAUUAUUGAUUGGAGUUAUAAAAAUAUCUGGGAUUUCAUAUUCCAGUUACGUAUACCCUAUUGUUCCCUAUAUGAUGAAGGAUAUACAUCACUAGGUAGCAUGGAAAACACUAUUCCGAAUCCAACCUUAAAAGAUCAGAACGAACCGAGUGGCUAUAGACAUGCUUGCAAAUUAGAGAAUGAGUUGCAUGAACGUGAUGGUAGAAUUGCUUCAUCAAAAAAAUAAGCAUGUAUAUUAGGAUACUGGAUUGCUUUUGAUUAGAGCAUACUAAAGCGUCUUUGAAUUAAUACUCAUCUGUUAUCAGCAAGAAAAUCAAAUAUUCCCCGCCUUAUUAU
This is a messenger RNA of Mycotypha africana, 882 nucleotides long. RefSeq lists its product as uncharacterized. The transcript is spliced from 4 exons. Gene Ontology annotation, biological process: FAD biosynthetic process. The record is from RefSeq and is a predicted model, not a curated record. The coding region runs from base 185 to 772 and encodes 195 amino acids. Gene Ontology annotation, molecular function: FMN adenylyltransferase activity. Lineage: Eukaryota; Fungi; Mucoromycota; Mucoromycetes; Mucorales; Mycotyphaceae.